CACACACAACUCCUCCUCCUGUAUGCGGCUGAAAGGAGAAAGCGGAAGAAAUCCUUCUCUGAAACUGUGUUUCUCAAUCCGACGGAAGCCGAUACAGGGUAACUUUCUGCUGACGUGUACGAUCCAGAUUCGACCUCCUCUUAGGUUCUGACUUCUGAGCGCUUUGUCUCUCCCUCUUCGCCCCCUUCGUUUCGCUCCUUCCAAGCUCUUCCGUUUUUCUCUGUCUUGGUGCCCAAUUUCGCCAUGCCUGGGGAGGAAUUGGGUUGACCUGCCUGCGACCACCACGUCUGUCUCCUCCUCCUCAUUCACAAUUGGAGGGAAGAGACCACGUCAAAAGCAAUAAUGGCAGAUAGUGCAUCGUCAUCAUCCCCUAAACCCCUUCAGUCCUCCUCAAACCCGAUGGACCCAACCACCGUUGCUCAAAAUCCUUCUUCAAACCCACAAAUUCAAUCACCUUCUAAUCUUUCCCAAUCUCCCUCAAUUGACCAUCUCCCUCAUAUUUCUUCCCCUCCCCUCCCUCCCCUCUCCCAAAUCUCUAACCCUCAGCAGCAACAGCAGCAAUCACAGCUGCUUCAGCAGCAGCAGUUGCAACAGCAGCUUAGUCCUGCUGCUUCUGGGUUAGAUUAUCAACAGAAAUCCCUGCAGCAACAGCAACAACUGCAGCAGCAGCAACAGUCACAGCCUCUGAUGCAGCAGUCUCAAAAUGCGAAUGCCAAUCCAAUGUCGAAUUAUCAAAUCCACCAAAGUCUUCAGAGAUCACCUUCAAUGGCCAGGUUGAGUCAAGUUCAGCAGCAGCAACAGUUUGGUGUUAUGAGACAGCAAGCGGGUUUAUACGGGCAGAUGAAUUUUGGUGGUUCUGCUCCAACACAGCUCCAGAAUCAGCAGCAACAGCAGCCACAACAGCAGCAGCAGCAGCAACAAAUAGGAGGUUCAAAUUUGGCGCGGUCAGCGUUAAUAGGACAGAGCGGGCACCUCCCCAUGUUGCCGGGUGCUGCUGCUCAAUUUAAUUUAUUGGGCUCGCCGAGGCAAAAGAGUGGAUUAGUCCAAGGGUCACAAUUUCAGCCAGGUAAUUCUGCCGGCCAACCUCUCCAAGGAAUGCAACAGAUGGGCAUAAUGGGUUCACUUAAUCUCAACCCACAACUAAGAGCUAAUGGAGCCGUUGCUUAUGCUCAGCAGCAGCAGCAGCAGCAGCGAAUGAACCAGGGUCAAAUUAGGCAGCAACUAUCACAGCAAAGUUCACUCAGCGCAUCACAGGUUCAGGGUUUAUCCAGAACGUCAUCCCUUGCAUUUAUGAAUUCUCAAUUACCCGGGUUAUCUCAGAAUGGACAGCCAACAAUGAUGCACAAUUCUUUAACUCAGCAACAGUGGUUUAAGCAAAUGCCAGCGAUUUCCGGCCCUGGCUCUCCUUCUUUGCGUCUCCAACACCAAAGACAACAAUUGUUGUUGCAGCAGCAGCUAGCUUCAUCAACCCAACUGCCACAAAACUCUAUGGGUUUGAAUCCACAGCACUUAUCGCAGUUGGUACAGCAGCAGCAGCAAUCAGUGGGGCAGCCUCAGCUGCACCAACAACAACAGCAACAGCAGCCCCAGCAGCAGCAGCAGCAACUAAUACAACAGCAAUCGCAACAACAUUCUCAGCUACAAACACCUAUUCAUCAGCAGCAGCAGCAGUCUCCAAGGAUGCCAGGACCUGCAGGCCAAAAGUCACUUAGUCUAACAGGAUCACAGCCCGAUGCUACAGCAUCUGGCGCAACUACACCAGGGGGAAGUUCAAGUCAAGGAACAGAAGCAACAAACCAACUGCUUGGGAAGAGAAAGAUACAGGAUUUAGUUGCUCAGGUGGAUCCACAGGGCAAGCUGGAUCCUGAAGUUAUUGAUAUUCUUUUAGAGCUCGCUGAUGAGUUCAUUGAUUCUGCCACAACACAUGGUUGCAUUUUAGCUAAACAUAGAAAAUCAUCAACUUUGGAGUCCAAGGACUUAUUGCUACAUCUAGAGAAAAAUUGGGAUUUAACAAUUCCAGGAUAUUCGAGUGAAGAAAAGAAGCAUCAGAGCAAACUUCUAUCAAAUGAUCUUCACAAGAGGCGUCUAGAUAUGGUACGUACAUUGAUGGAAUCCUCACACUCUGAACCAAGUAUGAACAGUACUAAAGAUGUGAGUAGACAGGGCCUUGCUAACCCUGUCGGUGCCCACCAACUGAUGAGGCCUUCAUUUAGCUCAGAGCAGUUGGUUUCUCAAUCAGCUAAUUCUCAAUCAGUUGGUUUCUCAACAAGAUUUUAAUUAAUCCACCGGUUCUUGGUCUCUAUGGUGGUUUGUUUAACUGCCUGGACACUGGUCUGGAAGCAUUUGCGGUUACUGAUUGGCUUACGAGGAAGUGUAAUUACGUGUUCUUUUGGACACGAAAAUUAGGAUCACAGCAUUUGACAUCAUGUAGCUUCUGUAUAUUUUUUUUAUAUCAAAUAUGGAUUCGAAAUAUUCAUUUGCUUUUGCUUUUGGCCAGCAUCAUGACAUUAGUUUUGGCUAAAUUUUGAUUUUAGUAUUUGCUAUCUGAUUUAUUGAUAAAAUUAUGAUCCAAUUAUGUAACUAAGGAGUUCAUGUUACAUACAUCUGAGAGAGUCGAAAAAAAUGUAGUCAUAUUUUCAUUGAAAAAUCUGAUUGGCAAUGCUUGAGAUAAGUUGCCUAAUUGAGGAUCCUGCCCUGAAUAUGGGAGCUAGUUAAGGGAAUUGUUUUAAUUUGAAACAUAAGAUCUUAAUAUAUUGUCUUCCAAAUUUAUGUA
Molecule: messenger RNA, 2773 nt
Organism: Prosopis cineraria
Lineage: Eukaryota; Viridiplantae; Streptophyta; Magnoliopsida; Fabales; Fabaceae
Product: transcription initiation factor TFIID subunit 12b
Exons: 9
Coding region: 343-2277 (644 amino acids)
Biological process (GO): RNA polymerase II preinitiation complex assembly; DNA-templated transcription initiation
Cellular component (GO): SAGA complex; SLIK (SAGA-like) complex; transcription factor TFIID complex
Molecular function (GO): protein heterodimerization activity; DNA binding; TBP-class protein binding
Source: RefSeq, a predicted model, not a curated record